Molecule: messenger RNA, 972 nt
Organism: Cavia porcellus (domestic guinea pig)
Lineage: Eukaryota; Metazoa; Chordata; Mammalia; Rodentia; Caviidae
Gene: Tas2r40
Product: taste 2 receptor member 40
Exons: 1
Coding region: 1-972 (323 amino acids)
Biological process (GO): G protein-coupled receptor signaling pathway; detection of chemical stimulus involved in sensory perception of bitter taste; sensory perception of taste
Cellular component (GO): membrane
Molecular function (GO): G protein-coupled receptor activity; bitter taste receptor activity
Source: RefSeq, a predicted model, not a curated record
AUGGCAAUCGUGCAACAAGAGUUCAGUAAUGAAAAUAUCACCACAUUUAAAAUCGUCUUCUCCUCGGUGAUCUUUAGCAUGGAAACCAUGACUGGUAUCCUUGGAAAUGGCUUCAUCACUGCUAUCUAUGGGGCUGAAUGGGUCAGGAACAAAAGACUCCCCACCAGCGAUGGCCUUAUGUUGCUGCUGAGCUCUUCCAGGCUUGUACUACAGAUCUGGCUGAUAGUGACAAUUAUAUACACUUACUUCUUCCAAGACAUUUACUACCAAAAGUCUUUGAAUCAAUUCUUCCAAAUCACACUUUUGUUUCUGAACUAUUCCAACCUCUGGUUUGCUACCUGGCUCAAUGUCUUCUAUUGUCUUAAAAUUGCCAACUUCACCCAGUUUUUGUUCUUGCUGAUGAAGAGGAAGAUCACAGUGCUGAUGCCUUGGCUUGUGAGUUUGUCACUGUUAGUUUCCUUGGGCGUGAGCUCUCUUUUCCUUAUAAACACCUUCCAUAUUCAUGUGAAUAGCUCCUUUCCUGUCACUUCCUCCAACUCCACUGAGAAGAAGUAUAUCUCUGAGACCAAUGUGGUCAACCUGAGUUUUUUCUACUACAUAGGAAUCUUUAUUCCUCUGAUCCUGUUCAUCAUGGCGGCCACUCUGCUGAUCAUUUCUCUCAAGAGACACAUCAGGCACAUGAAAAGCAGUGCCACAGGCUCCAGGGAUCCAAGCGUGGAAGCUCACUUGGGAGCCAUCAGAUCCACUGGCUGUUUUCUAAUUCUCUACAUUACCAAUGCACUUGCUCUAUUUAUAUCCAUGUCCAACAUCUUUGACAUGUACAGUCCCUGGGGUAUUUUGUGCAGAAUUAUCACUGCUGCCUACCCAGCCAGCCACUCAGCACAACUGAUCUUGUGUUAUCCUGGACUGAGGAGAGCCUGGAAGAGGUAUCAGCACAGAGUUCAGCUUUAUCUUAAAGGACAAAUACAUUGA